Molecule: messenger RNA, 2223 nt
Organism: Glossina fuscipes
Lineage: Eukaryota; Metazoa; Arthropoda; Insecta; Diptera; Glossinidae
Product: putative serine/threonine-protein kinase STE20-like
Exons: 4
Coding region: 70-1155 (361 amino acids)
Biological process (GO): protein phosphorylation
Molecular function (GO): protein serine/threonine kinase activator activity; ATP binding; protein kinase activity
Source: RefSeq, a predicted model, not a curated record
UUCAGUAUAUUUAUUUUUGUUUCUCUUAUUUUAUUAGCUAGGAGUUUUUUAAUUUUCCUUUUGUGAAAAAUGUUUGGUUGGAAGAUUAAUGAUUAUGAUAUUAAAUUAGAAUUAGCCAAAUGUUCCAAUGGCACGGUUUACAUGGCUCGCAAUGCGAGCAAUCAAUACGUUGCGUUGAAGAAAUAUCAUUUAGAGAAGGCAUCAAAAGAAGAUGCGGAACAAAUACGCGACGAUGUUUUGGCUAUGCGUCAAUUUAGUCAUCCGAACUUGCAUACAUUUUUUACGGCAUUUGUAAAUGAAAGUGAUUUAUGGGUUACAACCCCUCUAAUGUGUUUUGGCAGCUGCCGCGAUACAAUAAAAAAUUGUUUCAAUACAGGUUUCCCUGAAAUUCUUAUUGCGCUAAUAAUGAGGGAUGUUUUGGCCGGCAUUGAAUAUUUACAUCGUCGUGGUUAUAUACAUCGUUCGAUCAGAGGGAGUCAUAUCUUACUAAAUCAAACUAAAGCUGUGCUGACAGGUUUUCGCGAUUGUACAAGUUUCUUAUCACAUGGCGGUCGUGUUACAGCGUUGCACCAGCUUCCGCCACAUAGUGCGCGCAGUUUAAAUUGGUUAGCUCCCGAAGUUUUAGAACAAAAUUUGAUUGGUUACACUGAGAAAUCAGAUAUAUACUCUCUUGGCAUAACUUGUUGUGAACUUGCUAACGGUAUAGAACCUUUUGCUGAUUCGCAACCUACAUUUAUGUUUACGGAAAAGAUACGCGGCAAUGUUCCAACUCUCCUAGACCGUACUACUUGCCCAGCCGUAGAUGAAAUAAUAGAUAUUCUAGCCACUACAAAUAAAACCAAUUCCAGCCUAGCUGCCGCAACGCAACAAAUUUACUUGCAACGUUUGUUUACAGAUGAAUUUCAUCAAUUCACGGAGAUAUGUAUGGAAAAGAAACCCACUAAUCGUUGGGCAGCCUUUAAAUUACUUAGCCAUACAUUUUUCAAACAAUGUCGUCAUGCAAGUAUCUUGGACGUAACGCAACGCUACGGAAUGCAAAUAACUGAUUACGAACAGUUAAGAGACAACAGUUUGCAUAUAAAUACAAAAUUAAACGAUAUCAAGAUUACGGAUAAUGCUGAUCGGGCAUGUGAUACAUGGUCUUGGGAAUUUUGAAACGAACAAUAGGAAGACACUUAAUAACAUUUUAUAUAUUCCCAAAACACGAGUCUAACAUCCACAUCGUGGUAUGAUUCGCUUUAUGAAUACGCUCAAGCUUAAGUAAGGCUUUUUACUUUUAAGACGAUGUUCAAAAAACGGGUGCUUACAUACAUUCAUUGAACGAACAAGUCCUCCUUUCUACAUGAAAUUCAAGUUCUUUUUCGAAGAUUAAAAAAACGUUUAACUAUUUCACUUUCAAUAAAGUGUUUUUUCCACUUUUUUGUUUUUUUUUUGUUUUUUGUAAAAACAAAGUCCUUCAGAGUUAAUUUCUACUAUUUUCUGAUGUUUUCUGAUCUAGCUAUGUAAUGAGGGAGUAGUAUUUGCUUACGUUUGACUGAGAAGGGGAGAGAUCAGGCACAGCGCGAAAGACAACAACUGCUGGUAGAUUGUUCCAAAGCCACGAAAUGUGAUUAAAGAGUAACGAGUCGCGGUAGCUUGCCGUACAAUGAGCAGGCAAUUUCAGGACGAGUGGGUGGGAAUGCUGGAAAAGCCUUGUAAUUCUAACAAAUUAAUUGAUGGAAAAAUCUUAUUUAUUUCUGUAGUGCACUUGUGUGUGUAAAUCAUUAUCUGCAAUAAAUGUUUUCAUCCAAAUAUCGCACACUUUUCCUUAAGCGCUCCCGAAUACUACUUGGGUCGAAAGAACAUCUGGCAAGGAAGUUGCAGCCGCACUUCUUAUUUGUUGAUUUCUGACUCCUAUAACACACUAACAGACGUCUUGAGAAAAUAUUUAUGUUCAUUUAAUCCUAAUCUUACCAGAGUGAGCCUUUGAGUCACUUUUGAAUUGUGAGCACAAAUAUUUAGCUCUCUAUCGUAUCUUCGAUAGAAAGGACAAAAUAGCGGGCAAAAUCUCGGACAGACAUGCGUGGGGAAAGUAUAAAUGAAGACACACUCAUUUUAUAGAAUAUAAAAAUCUACAUUUUUAUUAAUUUAUUUUUAUUAUAGAACAAAUUGUUUAGAUGUAAUAUACUUUUCAAAGAAAAAAACAACAGAAGCAAAAAUUAGUAUGUAAACGUAUAAAAUGUG